CCCGCGGCGGGGGCGGGCGGCGCCGGCCCAGAGAGGGCGCCAGACCCCGGCCGUGGCUGAGGCGGGCGGGCGAGCAGGACGGCGGGGACUUGCGUCCAGCGCACGGAGCCCUGAGCCUGGCCGGGGGCCGUACGAAGUCCGCGCUAUGGAAGAGGAGAAGUACUUGCCUGAGCUGAUGGCAGAGAGAGUCAGCCUGGACCCGUCCUUCGUUCACGCCUCGCGCCUGCUGGCCGAAGAAAUUGAAAAAUUUCAAGCUUCUGAUGGAAAGAAUGAAGAUGAAGAAGAGAAAUAUCUUGAUGUCAUCAGUAACAAAAAUAUAAAGCUCUCGGAAAGGGUAUUGAUUCCUGUCAAACAGUAUCCAAAGUUCAAUUUUGUGGGCAAAUUGCUCGGACCGAGAGGAAACUCUUUGAAGAGGCUACAGGAAGAAACAGGUGCUAAAAUGUCUAUCCUGGGCAAAGGAUCAAUGAGAGAUAAAGCAAAGGAAGAAGAAUUAAGAAAAAGUGGGGAAGCCAAGUAUGCCCACUUGAGUGACGAACUUCAUGUAUUAAUUGAAGUGUUUGCUCCACCGGGGGAGGCUUAUUCACGUAUGAGUCACGCAUUGGAAGAGAUUAAAAAAUUUCUGGUUCCCGACUAUAAUGAUGAAAUCCGUCAGGAACAACUACGUGAAUUAUCUUACUUAAAUGGCUCAGAGGACUCUGGUCGUGGCAGAGGUGUUAGAGGCAGAGGGAUAAGAAUAGCUCCCACAGCUCCAUCAAGGGGACGUGGGGGAGCCAUUCCUCCUCCCCCACCACCUGGACGAGGCAUUCUCACCCCUCGAGGGACCACUGUGACCCGUGGUGCUCUUCCAGCACCCCCUGUAGCGAGAGGCGUUCCUACCCCACGAGCCCGGGGGUCACCCACCAUGCCAGGAUACAGGGCACCCCCUCUGCCAGCCCACAAGGGGUAUGAAGAGUAUGGUUAUGAUGAUGGCUAUGGGGGUGAAUAUGAUGAUGAGACCUAUGAGGCUUAUGACAAUAGCUAUGCCAUCCAAGCACAAAGUGUUCCUGAAUACUAUGACUAUGGUCAUGGAGUAAGUGAGGAUGCCUAUGACAGCUAUGCGCCAGAAGAAUGGGCCACGACUCACUCCAGCCUGAAAGCACCUCCAUCAAGGUCAGCCCGAGGAGGAUACAGGGAGCACCCCUAUGGUAGAUACUGAGGGUUCUCCUCGCCUGUGACCUCACCUCAGAGACAGUUCAUAGCCUGUGGUCUCCACAUAAACAACAACAUGACAAGUAAUAGUCCUUUUUUUUUGUUCCUAUUCUAGGGAUAACUGCCCAUGAUU
Messenger RNA from Dama dama (fallow deer), 1321 nucleotides. It is a transcript of the gene KHDRBS2, whose product is annotated as KH RNA binding domain containing, signal transduction associated 2. The transcript is spliced from 9 exons. Gene Ontology annotation, cellular component: nucleus. The coding region runs from base 146 to 1195 and encodes 349 amino acids. Lineage: Eukaryota; Metazoa; Chordata; Mammalia; Artiodactyla; Cervidae. The record is from RefSeq and is a predicted model, not a curated record. Gene Ontology annotation, biological process: regulation of alternative mRNA splicing, via spliceosome. Gene Ontology annotation, molecular function: mRNA binding; poly(A) binding.